Messenger RNA from Cornus florida, 4057 nucleotides. Its product is annotated as probable LRR receptor-like serine/threonine-protein kinase At2g16250. Lineage: Eukaryota; Viridiplantae; Streptophyta; Magnoliopsida; Cornales; Cornaceae. The record is from RefSeq and is a predicted model, not a curated record. The transcript has 4 exons. Gene Ontology annotation, biological process: protein phosphorylation. The coding region runs from base 874 to 3591 and encodes 905 amino acids. Gene Ontology annotation, molecular function: protein kinase activity; ATP binding; protein binding.
CAUGAAGGUUGAGAGACUGAGAUGUAUAUAUAUAUAUAUAUAUAUUAUAGAGAGAGAAAGAAAGAGAUUCUAGAGAGAGAAAAAUAGUAAAUUAAUGAAGUGGUUUUGAGCUUAGCUGGAUUGGGCGGGAUCUUCGGAGGUCAACACCACCGGACUUGGUUCCACCACUGUCAGACCUGAACCCCAGUGAGCAAGAGCCACUCGUCCAGACCAGACCAGACCAGACCCAUAGGGCUCAGCCUUGGCUCGUCUCAUUGAAAGCUGCUUUAAAAGCGCUUUUUCAAACUCCGGCAAAAGUAGUGGCGAUUAUAUCAGAGUCUGUACCGGACCAGCCUUUUUUAGCUCACGAAUGUCAAGCCUUUAAAUAUGUGUGUAUAAAAGCCCUUUUUUUCUAGCUUUCUUUUUCCUUCUCGGAGCUGUGUUAGAGAGCGAUACACAGUAGCUAUUCUUGACCACUUUCUCUCUCUAGAAAGUAGGAGCAGUAUUCACUUUCUCUCUCUACAACUCCAAUUUUGACUAAUUUUUAAUUGUAUCCUCACUUUCUCUCUCUUCCGUCAACCGAAGCAACUGAAAGAAGUAGAGAGAGAGAGAGAGUAGGUAGAGAGAGAGAGAGAAGGGGAGGUGAUGGGGUGUGAUUUUGUCUGAAGCAAGCGAAGAUACAGUAAAUCGAAUCAGGGGCUUGUGAUCGUUAAGGUAAGAGAGUUAUAGUUGAUUUUUUGUCUUUUUAGUGUGUGAAGAUGCACAUUUCUUUGUCAAGAACAAGAAAUUCGGAUACGCAAUCGCAGUCGUGUUUGCACACACAAACGCGCGGUACAUGAAGGAUGAUGAGAAUGUGAAGAUGCAAAGAUUGAAGCAUUGUUGUUUGUAAUAGUCAUGGUGGAUCGUCGAAGCACAGUAGCUUUUUUGUGUAUAAUCUUCUUGCUGUUUCACUCUACAUUCGAACAGUCUGUGCCAUUGAGGUCUCAAACUGAGCGAUUGGCUUUGAUUCAACUGAGAUCGUCGCUAGGGUUGAGAACCAGAGAGUGGCCGAUAAAGGCUGACCCAUGUUCCAACUGGAGAGGUGUUGAGUGCCAGAAUGGUCGAGUCGUUGGGAUCAACAUUUCUGGGUUUAAGCGGACUCGAAUUGGUAGGCAAAACCCCCAAUUUGCUGUUGAUGCCCUUGCCAAUUUCACUCUCUUGACGUCGUUUAAUGCUUCUCAGUUCUCGCUUCCUGGUUCAAUUCCUGACUGGUUUGGUCAGAGGCUUGUUUCGCUCCAAGUGCUCGAUCUUUGGUCUUGCUCAAUCUCUGGUACUAUUCCUUCUAGUCUUGGUAAUUUAACUAAUCUCACUACACUGCGUUUAUCACACAAUCGUCUUGCUGGGUUAAUUCCUUCUAGUUUGGGUCAAUUGUCCGGUCUUGCAGUUCUUGAUCUCUCUCAUAAUUUACUCUCCGGACCCUUUCCUUCUUCUUUUGGCUCUCUGGGGAAUCUCACUCGGCUUGACAUGGCCGCGAAUUACUUGUCUGCCACAAUUCCUCCAGACAUUGGGACUUUGUCCAAGCUUCAAUACUUGAAUCUUUCUGGUAAUAGUUUCUCUUCUGCCAUACCCGCACUACUCGGUAACCUUUCGAGUUUGGUUGAGCUUGAUCUUAGCAUCAAUUCUUUGUCCGGGUCAGUGCCCUCGGAGUUGAGAGGGUUAAGGAAUUUGCAGAAUUUGGUAAUUGGGAACAAUUCACUUGUGGGUUCUUUGCCGAGUAACUUGUUUCCUGUUCUAACCAAGUUGCAGUUUAUUGAUCUGAGUCACAAUGAUUUCACUGGGGAUCUUCCUGGCAUAUUGUGGUCAAUGCCUGAGUUGGGUUUUCUUGACGCCUCCGGCAAUAACUUCACUGGUACUCUGCCCAACUUUAGUGUGAAUGCGAAUGCCACUAAAGUAGUAUUUAACCUUUCUCAGAAUAUGUUUUAUGGAAAUCUUACAUCCAUACUUGGGGGGUUCAGUAGUAUUGAUCUGUCUGGCAAUUAUUUUCAAGGCAAGGUUCCGAAUUAUGCUCGUAGAAAUACCACAUUUCUUGGUAGAAAUUGCCUUCAACAAGUGUCAAGACAGAGGACUGUGGCAGAAUGUGCAUCAUUCUAUUCUGAGAGGGGUCUGACUUUUGAUAACUUUGGAUUCCCAAAUGCCUCCCAACCUUCUGCACCUAAACCUGCGAAAGACAAUAAUAAUAGAAGAUGGAUCAUAUUGGCAGCAGUUUUGGGGGGUCUUGGGCUUAUUGCAAUUCUGGCGAUCUUGAUUGUAUGCACCCGUAAAAGGGGUGUAGCAAAUCAAAGAGGGAAUGGUGUGGGGCCUGUUCCUACUGAUGGAACUCCACAAGUUCCCGGAGUGCCUUUGAACUUUUCGAGCCUAGGGGAAGCAUUCUCAUAUCAGCAGAUUCUCCAAGCUGCAGGUGAUUUCAAUGAUGUAGACCUUAUCAAACAGGGCCAUUCUGGUGAUCUCUUCCGAGGUUUCUUGGAAGGUGGGAUCCCAGUAGUCAUCAAAAGAAUUGACUUGCGCUCUUUCAAGAAGGAAGCUUACAUGCUAGAGUUGGAUUUUUUCAGCAAGGUUUCUCAUGUUAGAUUGGUCCCAUUCCUGGGACAUUGCCUGGAUAACGAGAAUGAGAAGUUUUUGGUUUACAGAUAUAUGACAAAUGGUGACUUGUCAAGUUCUUUAUUCAGGAAAACGAAUUCGGAGGAUGAAGGUUUACAGUCAUUAGAUUGGAUAACGAGGCUGAAAAUUGCGAUAGGAGCUGCAGAGGCUUUGUCUUAUCUACAUCAUGAAUGUACUCCACCUCUUGUGCACAGAGAUGUUCAAGCAAGCAGUAUCCUUCUUGAUGAUAAGUAUGAAGUGCGACUAGGAAGCUUGAGUGAGAUCUGUGCUCAAGAAGGGGACACUCAUCAAAACAUGAUUACCAGGUUCCUGCGGCUGCCACAGACAUCUGAACAAGGCGCUUCUGGUUCACCUACAGCAACUUGUGCUUAUGAUGUUUACUGCUUUGGAAAGGUGUUGCUCGAGCUGGUAACAGGCAGGCUGGGCAUCAGCGCAUCCAGUGAUGCUGCCAUGAAGGAUAUGUUAGAAGGGAUUUUACCUUACAUCAGCAUAUAUGACAAGGAACUUGUUAUGAAUAUUUUGGACCGGUCUCUAAUCAUAGAUGACGAUUUGUUAGAGGAAGUAUGGGCCAUGGCAAUUGUUGCCAGGUCUUGCCUCAAUCCCAAGCCUUCAAGGAGGCCCCUUAUGAGAUAUAUCCUUAAAGCUUUGGAAAAUCCUUUGAAGGUAGUAAGAGAAGAACAUGCUAGCUCCGCCAGGCUUAGAACUACUUCCUCCAGAGGAUCUUGGAAUGCUGCUUUAUUUGGUAGCUGGCGUCAUAGCUCAUCAGAUGUGGUGGCCAUUCCAGCUGCCCCCACCAACGUGAUGGAAGGAGGUAGUAGCUUGAAACAGUCGAGAACCACGGGUUCUCAGGAAAGUGGUCAAAAUGGUGGAGGUGGUGGUGAUCAUUCAUCCUCAACAACGAGACGACAGUCGAAGGAGAUGUUCCCCGAACCAUCCGAUGUGCAAGAUGUAGUAGAGAGACCGAAUUCGGACUAGUAAACAUGUAUGACAGUUCUUGAUUCUUUGUCAAUAAGUGCAGCAGGCUCCCUAUUUGAUUGCCUUGCUUUGUUGGUACCCUGGUACUCCAUUUUUGGGGGUUUUGAGGUUGUAAGACAUUUUGUUCUUAUAUUUGGGGUCUUAAAAAGGUGCAAAGUGAAGGAAAAUCUAUACAGAAUUUUGAAGAUCAUUGUUUCUCAGCACAACGAAUUCUGAUUGUUUAUGGUAAUGUGAGAGAGAGAGAGAGACCUUGUGGGGAGAAGAGGGUUGGGGGGUGCCAUGUUUUUUGGUCCUUUCUUAUUUGUAUGAGGGCUUGUUUAUUGUUGGAACAAGUUACAAAUUUUUAUGUGUAACUGGUCUUUGUUUCAUGUCCAUUUUUGGAAUGUAAAUUGUAAUGAGUUCAGCUUCUUUCGAUUUAUGGGGGAAAAACACAAGAAAGAUGAUCAUAUUGUUUUCCUUUCUUCUA